Molecule: messenger RNA, 1049 nt
Organism: Glossina fuscipes
Lineage: Eukaryota; Metazoa; Arthropoda; Insecta; Diptera; Glossinidae
Exons: 1
Coding region: 149-784 (211 amino acids)
Source: RefSeq, a predicted model, not a curated record
AAGCUGUCUUUUGACACUUGAAUUGUGUUAUUGUUUUGAUAGAAAUAAACACGUUUUCAAAAAAGUGGAAAUUUACUUUACAAGCAAGGAAAUAUCGUAGCAAUAAAAAAACGCACAAACUUUUUGUAUUAACUUGAGAUUGGUGGCAAUGAGUACUCAACGAGGUAACGCCUGUCGUACGCGUUCACAAAAACAUAAAAAUCGUACUGUUUUCAAAAAUGAUUUGCAUGAUAAGACUCCUCUACAAAAACGACUUAAUUCGCUGCAUGUAAGCGAAGUCUGCCAACAUUGCAAGGACGUAAUAGAAUGGAAAAUUAAAUAUAAAAAGUACAAGGCACUUAGUCAACCCAAAAUAUGCACUAAAUGCCAACAGCGCAACGUACGUAAAGCAUAUCAUGUCUUGUGCAAAGACUGCGCUUUACAGGCGCGAGUUUGUGCCAAGUGUUUGAAAAGUGCAGAGGAUGUCGAAAUUGAACUACCUGUACCAUCGCCACAAGAACAAGUUAAACUAAAAGCGGAAAUGGAAAAAUUAAUAAAAUCAUUUCCUGAACGUAAGAGAAGGUCCUUUUUGCGUUAUAUGGAGAAGGGCAAAAAACAAGCGGACGAAACUAAUGGUGCAUCAAUAAUUGAAGCAAAGGAAAAGAUUCUUAAUAUGCCGCAUUCAAGAGAUGAACUAUUGCAAAAAAUCGAACAAAUGAAAUUGGAGACCAUCAAUGAAGAUGAUGAUGAUGAUGAUGACGACGACUUUGUUACUGAUAACGAAAGUUCCAGUAGCGAAUAUUAGAUGUUGAGCUUAAUUCCUUUAAUAGAAACUUUUUUACGCAUCUCUUCUACAAAGCUGCCUUCUUUACUAAUAUAUAAAGGGUAUUGAAAUAAUUAAAAAUACUAUGCUAAUCACAUACAUAGUGAUAAAGAAGAUAUCGAUUGUUUUUCAAGUAAAACGGAAGUAAGAUCAUUUGAAAAUUUCUUGAGUAAACGCAGACAGCGUGAAGUCGUCAGACAUUUUUAGCUUUGUUCUUUUAAAGAACAAGCCCAAAUUAAGAGCAUAA